UUUCACCCUGGGAAAUUAGCAACAAAGCCCGAUCUGUCUCGUGGCUGCUUUGCACUUUCCGAGGGCGGUUGUACUUGACUGAGCAGCAGAACAGGCACACGAGAGCGAGCGAGCGAGCCAGCGAGGGAGGGAGCGAAGGGAAGGAGAGAAGAGGGGAGGGGUGGGGGCGAGAGGUAAAUAGUCUUAAAUCGGAAGGGAGCUGCUUCUCUGUGGUCUUGACAAGCGCUGCCUGGGCUCCGCCGGCUCAGUAAUAACUGAGUGACCUUUUCUUUGGCUGUAUUAUGUCUGGCUGGGAAGGGAUUGCAUUUUGCAGCUGAGAGCCGGGGCUUCCUUCAGCUCGGCUCCUCGCAUGCUGCUGGGAGAAGCGCUACAAAGCAGCCAGUGUGCUUACUGAACAGCCUCCCCCUGUAUCGCUUAAUUGAGAAGGUAUACAAAUGCUCUCAGUCCAGCCAGACACCAAGCCGAAAGGUUGUGCUGGCUGCAACCGAAAGAUCAAGGACCGGUAUCUUCUAAAGGCACUGGACAAAUACUGGCAUGAAGACUGCCUGAAGUGUGCUUGCUGUGACUGUCGUUUGGGAGAGGUGGGCUCCACCCUGUACACUAAAGCUAAUCUUAUCCUUUGUCGCAGAGACUAUCUGAGGCUCUUUGGUGUAACGGGAAACUGUGCUGCCUGUAGUAAGCUCAUCCCUGCCUUUGAGAUGGUGAUGCGUGCCAAGGACAAUGUUUACCACCUGGACUGUUUUGCAUGUCAGCUUUGUAAUCAGAGAUUUUGUGUGGGAGACAAAUUUUUCCUAAAGAAUAACAUGAUCCUUUGCCAGACGGACUACGAGGAAGGUUUAAUGAAAGAAGGUUACGCACCCCAGGUUCGCUGAUCUAUCAACAUCGCCCAUUAAGAAUACAAAAGCACUACAUUCUUUUAUCUUUUUUGCUCCACGUGUAUAUAAGAAUUGACACAGGAACCUACUGAAUAGCUUAGAUAUAGGGAAACAGGAUGGUUAUAUGGAAUGAAAGGCGGACUGCAUUUGUAUGUAGUGAAAUUGCCCCAGUUCAGAGUUGAAUGUUUAUUAUUAAAGAAAAAAGUAAUGUACAUAUUGCUGGAUUUUUUUGCUUGCUAUUCGUUUUUGUGUCACUUGGCAUGAGAUGUUUAUUUUGGACUAUUGUAUAUAAUGUAUUGUAAUAUUCGAAGCACAAAUGUAAUACAGUUUUAUUGUGUUACCAUUUGUGUUCUGUUUGCUUCUUUGUAUUGUUGCAUUUAGUACAAUCAGUGUUGAAACUUACUGUAUAUUUAUGCUUUCUGUAUCUACCAGCUAUUUUAAAUGAGCUGUAACUUUCUAGUAAAGAAUUGAAGAGCAAAUCUCACUGAUGAUACACAGGUAGAUAAAGCAAGUCUAUCAACAUUAAAAAUACUAAAAAAUAAAGACACACACGAAGCAUUCUGGCGACAUCCACCUACUUAUUGCCACUAUGAUUUAGAGUCUAUCCGUGUUCUCAUUAUAACCCCCUAUUUUCAGGGGGUUAAAAAUCAGCUUUAAAAAAAAUGCAUACAAAUCUCAUCUUAAAGCACUUUCAUUUUAUACCAACAUGAAAAGUGCCAUUUUUAGAAUAACUUUAAAGCUUGACAGUUAUCAUUUAAUAUCUUUUUUGUGCUCCUACAUACACAAUGGUUUUGUAUGUUUUUUUCAGCCACACCCCUUACGUGACCUAGUGCCUUUGGGUAUCAUGUAAAAUGUUUCCAAAAGGUUUCUGUUAAAAAGUAUUACUGCAAUUAUGAGAGAAUUUUAAAAUGAUCAAUUAAACUCUUGUAUAAAUUUUGCCCAGAUCUCCCCACAGGAGCUAAGGGUUUAAUAACUUUAUGGCUUAAUAAAUUUAUGGCACUGAAAAGAUUUGAGUGUGAAUCUGCUAAAAAUCAAUGCACAUUUCAGCUGUGAUGGUAUUUGAGUAGUGAGGUUACUUGUAAUCAGAGCAGUGUAAUGCUUACAGAAUCUUCUAGAAGAAGAGAAACAAUGGGAAUAAUAAAAAAAGAUGAGAACUGGUGAUUAUAUAUAUUUUUUGCCAUUUAUUUUAAUGUUCAAAAAGCGAACACUGUUUUGUGUAUCUGACUAUCUCGUUGCUUUAAAUAAUUACCAACUCAGAGUACAUACUUAGGCUCAAAUCUGUCAUUUCAAUUUUUUUUAUUGCUAGAGUGGGUGUGUGCUUGCCAGAGAGGAAACAGAGAGAGAC
This is a messenger RNA of Tupaia belangeri chinensis (Chinese tree shrew), 2220 nucleotides long. It is a transcript of the gene LMO3, whose product is annotated as LIM domain only 3. Gene Ontology annotation, molecular function: transcription coactivator activity; DNA-binding transcription factor binding. Gene Ontology annotation, biological process: positive regulation of transcription by RNA polymerase II. Lineage: Eukaryota; Metazoa; Chordata; Mammalia; Scandentia; Tupaiidae. The record is from RefSeq and is a predicted model, not a curated record. Bases 435 to 872 code for a protein of 145 amino acids. The transcript has 5 exons. Gene Ontology annotation, cellular component: nucleus.